Colletotrichum lupini is the source of this 4455-nucleotide messenger RNA. RefSeq lists its product as uncharacterized. Bases 1 to 4455 code for a protein of 1484 amino acids. The transcript is spliced from 13 exons. The record is from RefSeq and is a predicted model, not a curated record. Gene Ontology annotation, molecular function: ATP hydrolysis activity; ATP binding; ABC-type transporter activity. Gene Ontology annotation, cellular component: membrane. NCBI's taxonomy places the organism in Eukaryota, Fungi, Ascomycota, Sordariomycetes, Glomerellales, Glomerellaceae. Gene Ontology annotation, biological process: transmembrane transport.
AUGAGCAGAGGCGACGAUUACUUCGGCCCGCAGGUGCGCGGCUACUUUGACUUUACCGUCUUAUUCGAGCAGAGCAUACUCUCCAUCCUACCGUCCGCUCUCUUCAUCCUCCUCGUCCCAGUCCGAAUCUCCUCAAUUUUACGCAAUGGAAUCCGCGUCCGCUCAGGGAAACUUCUAUGGCUGAAGCUGUCAGCCGUAACCGCAUUUCUCUGCCUUCAAAUAGCCCUCAUCACACUAUGGUCUCUCCCAACCGCCCCAAAAACAAAAACCUCAGUAGCAGAAAGCGCAAUCGCCCUCAUCGAGGCCAUCGCAAUAGGAGUCCUGUCCUACACAGAACACAAACGCUCUGUCAGGCCGUCCCUGCUUCUCGGCGGGUACCUCGUCCUGACCAUCAUCCUCGACACCGCGCACGCCAGAACGCUGUGGAUCCGGGACGGUCUCACGCCGAUCGCAGGCGUUUUCACGGCCUCACUCGCUGUCAAGGCCGUCAUGCUCGCGUUGGAGGAGACGCCGAAGCGCGCGUACCUGCCGGACAGCGAGAAGAAUGUCGCGGUGGAGUGCACCACCGGCGUCGUGAGCAGGAGUCUAUUCUGGUGGUUGAACGGCUUGUUCUUCCAGGGUUUCAGACUUCUCAUUGGGUUGGAGGAUCUGGGGCCGAUUGAUCCCAAGUUUGACUCGACGGUUUUGCUUGGUAGACUUGACCGGGUGUGGUCCAGGGCGGUCCUUCCCCGAUUACUCUUUGCGGGCUUCAUCUUUUCUCAGCCCUUCCUCGUCAACCAGAUUGUAAACUUUGUCGGGAGCCCUCGGACGGAAGACUCACGGAACGUUGCCGGGGGUCUCGUCGGCGCAACGGCGUUGAUAUACUGUGGAAUUGCUGCAAGUUCUCCCCGCGCCCGUAAAAUACUGCCAUCUCGGUACCCAGCUAAUAAGACGCUUUACCAGGUCUCAAGAUGCUGGUACCAGCACAUGACUUUCCAGCUUGUGACGCUCUUCCGCGGCGGUCUCAUCUCCCUCAUCUUCAAGAAGACGCUCAGCCUCGAUGCUUCCAUGAUCAAGGACUUGGCGCCCGUGACGCUCAUGAGCGUUGACAUUGAGGCUAUUGCUGCGUCCAUGACCUUUAUUCACGACGUCUGGGCGGCGGCCAUUGAACUCCCGGUCGGGGUGUAUCUGCUUUACCGACAGGUCGGCCCUCCUUGUUUUCUCCUCCUUAUUCCAGGCUUGGUCUGCACUGCUAUCACAAGCAAACUCUCCACCCUCAUGGCUCCGGCACGUGUGGCAUGGAACCAAGGCGUGCAGAAGCGUGUCUCCAUCACCUCGUCCAUGCUCACGCAGAUCAAGGGCAUCAAGAUGAUGGGUCUGACGGACCACUUCUCCGAUAUCAUCCAGAAGCUGCGCGUCUCGGAGCUGAAGCUCUCCACCAAGUUCAGAAUCCUCGUCACCGUUCUGAGUAUCAUCGGCGGAGUUGCACAGCAAUUCACUCCAAUCGUUAUCAUCGCCGCCGCCGUCUUCUGGACAAGAGCGGAGCAAGGGCUCACCAUCGCCGAGGCGUUUACAGCUCUUUCCAUCAUCGUCCUGGUAUCGCAGCCCCUCAUGAAGCUCAUCUCGUCCAUUAUGCAGCUCAUGGGUGCCAUUGGCUGCUUCACGCGCAUUCAAGACUUCCUCCUCUUGGAUGAGAUUGUCGACCAGCGGCAGAUCAUCACGGGCUCUUCCAAGGUUUCUCAGGACUCUGACCGCGCGCUGCCUAGUAGUAUGCGCGGCGGCUCCGAUUUGCAGCCUCUAACUCCGCAAGCUAUCCAGCUGGCCAAUGAUAAUGAAAUUGAGCUUGUGUCCUUGAGGAGGACGGAUCGAUCCUCCGUCGCCUCGGGCGAUACCAACAAGCCCGUGGUCAUUAUGGAAGAUGCGACGCUAGUUCUGAAAGACGGCAUCGAGAUGAUGAAGAAUGUGUCUCUCACCCUUCGACAAGCUACCAUAUCAAUGCUCGUCGGACGUGUAGGUUGCGGAAAGUCAUCGCUGCUGAAAGCCAUACUAGGAGAAACCGGCAUCUCGACCGGCAGCAUCACGCUUCACACCUUGUCUGUCGCCUUUUGCGACCAGUCCGCCUGGCUGCGCAACGUUUCCAUCAAGGACAACGUCAUCGGCCAGGCACCUUUCGACCAAGCCUGGUUCUCUGCCGUUGUGCACGCCUGCACGCUAGACGAAGACAUUGCGCUGUUCUCCAAGGCCGAGGAUACCAUUGUCGGCACUGGUGGCGUAGCUCUGAGCGGCGGUCAGAAGCAGAGAGUGGCUUUGGCUCGCGCCGUCUACUCUUGCAGGAAACUCCUUCUUCUAGACGACGUCUUCAGCGGCCUUGAUAAUUCAACGUCCAAAGCUGUCUUCCGGCGUCUUCUAGGCCCGGGUGGGCUCCUACGUCAAGCGGGCAUGACGGUGUUGCUCGCAACGAACCAUGUCAACUUCCUCCGCUCGGCCGACAAUAUCACCAUGAUUCAAGAUGGUACCAUUCUCCAUAACCAAGUCUCUUUCGACUCUCUUCCGCGCUCCGCAUGGGGUCAUCUCGUUGAGGAAGAGACCAAAGGCAAAGACCCCGCAGAGGACGAUGAAUCAACCGAGGAUCCGGUCAAAGGCUCGAAGCCUACUAGAGCAGAUCGACCCGUCGCCGUCGCUCCCAGAGGCACAGAGGCCGAGCUGACGAGGCAGACGGGUGACACCGAGUGCUACCGGAUGUACCUCAACUCAAUCGGAUGGCCCAUCUUGAUUGUGUUUCUCAUCCUGAAUAUCCUGUUUGUUGCUUUCACCAAGAUGCCUCAAAUUUGGUUGCGAAUUUGGACUGAACACGGCACGAACGACCGGCCGGCUAUGCAUUUUGGUAUCUAUGUCAUGUUUGGUCUCCUCUGCAUCCUUCUCAACGGCGCAUCACUAGGUUUCUGGAUGCUCCUCGCCAUCCCCCGAUCCACGAACCACCUCCAUCAAACUCUUCUCCAAGCAGCUCUUGCCGCACCACUCUACUUCUUCACAACAACAGACAGCGGCGUAACCCUCAACCGCUUCAGCCAAGACAUUGCCCUCAUAGACCACCGCCUCCCCGUUUCCGCCUGGACCGCAAUGUACAGCUUUCUCACCGUCCUCGCCGAGACCGCCAUCAUCGCCACGGGAAGCUCCUACAUCGCCGCGCUCAUCCCCCCGUCCUUCCUCGCGCUCUAUCUCUUGCAAAAGUAUUACCUCCGCACCUCCCGCCAGCUCCGCCACAUCGACCUCGAAGCAAAAUCCCCGCUCUUCACCCACUUCUCCGAGGUCCUGGUCGGGUUGCCCACCAUCCGCGCCUUCGCCUGGUCCCCCGCCAUGCUCCGCGAGAACCACGCGCUGCUCGACGCCUCGCAGCGGCCGUAUUACCUCUUCUUCUGCGUCCAGCGGUGGCUCAACGUCGUUCUGGACCUGUUUAUCGCGGGCAUGGCCGUCGUUCUCGUGGCGUUUGCGCUGUACUUUACAAACGCCACGACGAUGGGCGCCAUCGGCCUCGCCAUGGUGAAUAUCAUCAACUUUAAUCAGACGCUGAGCGACUUCAUCGAGAUGUGGACCAUGUUGGAGACGAGCCUUGGUGCGAUUGCGAGGUUGAAGUAUUUUGUGCGGUAUACCCCGCGCGAGGACCGUGAUGUCGAGACGGAUGAGAUGCCGCCGGCGUGGCCGGGGGGCGGAAAGAUUGAGAUUGAGAACGUGACGGCUGCUUAUAGGCAAGUGUUGCAUCUCAUCAGGAAUGUAUCCCUGACAAUACAACCGGGUCAGAGGGUUGGUAUAUGCGGUCGCUCCGGCUCCGGCAAAUCCUCCCUCCUCCUCACACUCCUCCGCCUGCUGGAUCUCAAGUCUGAAGAAGGAGGAGGAGACCUCAAAAUCGCCUCCCAUUCCCUCCUAACCCUCCCCCGCUCCACCAUCCGCACAUCCCUCACCACACUCCCACAAGAUCCCGUCCUCCUACCAGGCUCCGUCCGCGAGAACCUCGAUCCCGGAGGCCACACCCCCGACGCGGAUCUGAUUUCCGCCCUGCGCAAGAUGAAGGUCUGGGAACCCAUCGAAGCGCGGGGUGGUCUCGACGCAGAAAUGUCCGCGACGGGGCUGAGCGCGGGACAGAAGCAGCUAUUCUGCCUCGCGAGGGCGUUGUUGAGGAUGCAGACGCGGGGGGGAGGUAUUGUGUUGCUUGACGAGGCGACGAGCAACGUUGAUCAUGCUACUGAUGAGGAGGUUAGAAAGGUGCUGGGGGAGGAGUUUGAGGAGGCGGGCGUUACUGUUGUUGAGGUCGCGCAUCGGUUGGAGGCUAUUGUUGGGUAUGAUGUCGUCGUUGUGAUGCAUGAGGGCCGGGUGGUAGAGGUUGAAAGCGCCAUACCCGACCCGGGCCCAGAAAUCGUCAACAGCUGGCUCAACUCAGACGACCGCUGCUACCCUGGAAUCGUCGGCGGCCUAGCGUAG